GCUCCGAGUCCUGUUGGUGGGGGCAGCAGGAUGCUGGUGGCAGUAGAGGGGGCCGACCGGGUGCCUCCGCAGCUCAGCUGGCAGGGCCCGGUGGGGCGUGUGUGGCUGCUGGUGCGCGCCCCCAGCCCCACGCCUCCCCAUGCAGCCCUGGCAGUGCCUCCGGCGCUUUGCCCUGGCCUGGUGGGAGAGGACCGCGGAGGGUCGAGCCCGCUCUCCCAGGGAGGAGGUUGGACCAAGGGACCCUGGGGCCCGCGGGGAGCCAGGGCUCCAGCGAGCGGCGGGAGGGAAGCCGGCAGGACUCUGUUCCCUCUGUUUAAAGUCUCCAGAUCCGGAGCGGAGCAGCCCCCCCAUGCUGUCUGCCGACGAUGCCGAGUACCCUCGGGAAUACCGGACCCUGGGGGGUGGGGGCAGCGGAGGCAGCGGGGGCCGGCGCUUCUCCAAUGUGGGGCUGGUGCACACCUCCGAGCGGAGGCACACUGUGAUUGCUGCCCAGAGCCUGGAGGCGCUCAGCGGGCUCCAGAAGGCGGAUGCUGACCGCAAGCGAGAUGCGUUCAUGGACCAUCUGAAGAGCAAGUACCCCCAGCAUGCCCUGGCCCUGCGAGGUCAGCAGGACAGGAUGCGGGAGCAGGUCGGCGGCUGGACCGUGGACCCUGUGUGCCUCCUCAGCUCCCUCUGUUCCCACCUCCACGGCGAUUCCACCCCCUCCGGGGCUGGCCAGCCUGCCCAGCAACCAAACUACUGGAGUUUCAAGACCCGCAGCUCGCGCCAUACUCAGGGAGCCCAGCCAGGGCUGGCAGACCAGGCAGCCAAGCUGUCCUACGCCUCGGCUGAGUCGCUGGAGACCAUGUCCGAGGCCGAGCUGCCCCUGGGCUUCAGCAGGAUGAACCGCUUCCGACAGAGCUUGCCUCUCUCCCGCUCUGCCAGCCAGACCAAGCUGCGCUCACCAGGAGUCCUGUUCCUGCAAUUCGGGGAGGAGACCCGACGCGUACACAUCACGCAUGAGGUCAGCAGUCUGGACACGCUACACGCACUCAUCGCGCACAUGUUCCCGCAGAAGCUCACCAUGGGCAUGCUUAAGUCGCCCAACACCGCCAUCCUCAUCAAAGACGAAGCUCGGAACAUCUUCUACGAGCUGGAGGACGUCCGGGAUAUCCAGGACCGCAGUAUUAUUAAGAUCUACAGGAAGGAACCACUGUAUGCUGCUUUUCCUGGCUCACACCUCACUAACGGAGACCUGCGGAGAGAGAUGGUGUACGCGUCGCGGGAGUCGUCGCCCACGCGGCGCCUCAACAACCUGUCGCCAGCAUCGCACCUAGCAUCUAGCUCGCCACCUCCAGGGCUCCCAUCCGGCCUGCCGUCGGGCCUGCCGUCCGGCCUGCCGUCGGGCUCGCCCUCGCGCUCACGCCUCUCCUAUGCUGGGGGUCGCCCGCCCUCUUAUGCCGGCAGUCCGGUGCACCACGCGGCUGAGCGACUGGGAGGUGCCCCGGCCAGCCAGGGCGUGAGCCCCAGCCCCAGCGCCAUCCUGGAGCGGCGCGACGUGAAGCCGGACGAGGACCUGGCAGGCAAAGCGGGCGGCAUGGUGCUGGUGAAGGGCGAGGGCCUCUAUGCAGAUCCCUACGGGCUUCUGCACGAGGGCCGCCUGAGCCUGGCCGCCGCGGCGGGGGACCCGUUCGCAUACCCGGGCGCAGGUGGCUUGUACAAGCGGGGCUCGGUGCGCUCGCUCAGCACCUACUCUGCCGCCGCCCUGCAGUCCGACCUGGAGGACUCGCUGUAUAAGGCAGGCGCUGGCGGCCCUCUCUACGGCGAUGGUUACGGCUUCCGCCUGCCGCCUUCGUCCCCGCAGAAGCUGGCCGACGUGUCGGCACCCUCUGGGGGACCCCCGCCCCCGCACAGCCCCUACUCGGGGCCGCCCAGCCGUGGCUCGCCGGUGCGCCAGUCCUUCCGCAAAGACUCAGGCUCCUCGUCGGUUUUUGCCGAGAGUCCCGGAGGCAAGGCCCGCAGCACUGGGAGCGCCUCAACGGCCGGAGCACCACCUUCCGAGCUUUUCCCUGGACCUGGGGAGCGCUCUCUAGUAGGAUUCGGGCCGCCGGUGCCAGCCAAGGACACAGAGACCAGGGAACGCAUGGAGGCCAUGGAGAAGCAGAUCGCUAGCCUCACAGGGCUGGUGCAGAGCGCCCUCCUGCGAGGCUCAGAGCCCGAGACCCCAAGUGAGAAGAUUGAAGGCUCCAAUGGAGCAGCCACCCCUUCAGCGCCGUGCGGAUCAGGUAGUCGGAGCAGCGGGGCCACUCCAGUGUCCGGCCCUCCCCCACCCUCGGCCAGCGGCACCCCUGCAGGGCAGCCCACUGCUGUCAGCCGGCUGCAGAUGCAGCUGCAUUUGCGGGGCCUACAGAACAGCGCUAGUGACCUGCGUGGCCAGCUUCAGCAGUUGCGCAAGCUCCAGCUCCAGAACCAGGAAUCAGUACGCGCGUUGCUGAAGCGCACCGAGGCGGAGUUGAGCAUGCGUGUGUCGGAGGCGGCGCGGCGGCAGGAGGACCCGCUGCAGCGGCAGCGCACCCUGGUGGAGGAGGAGCGGUUGCGCUACCUCAAUGACGAGGAGCUCAUUACUCAGCAGCUCAAUGACCUAGAGAAGUCAGUGGAGAAGAUCCAGAGGGAUGUGACCCAUAACCACCGGCUGGUACCCGGUCCUGAACUGGAAGAGAAGGCGCUGGUGCUGAAGCAGCUUGGGGAGACGCUAACAGAGCUCAAGGCUCAUUUCCCAGGCCUGCAGAGUAAGAUGCGCGUCGUGCUGCGUGUAGAGGUGGAGGCAGUGAAGUUCCUGAAGGAGGAACCUCAGCGCCUUGAUGGACUUCUCAAGCGCUGCCGGGGGGUCACUGACACGCUGGCCCAGAUCCGCAGGCAAGUGGAUGAGGGUGUGUGGCCACCCCCCAACAAUCUCCUGAACCAGUCUCCCAAGAAAGUGGCAGCUGAAACAGACUUCAGCAAAGGCUUGGACUUUGAAAUACCACCCCCCAGCCCUCCGCUGAAUCUCCAUGAGCUGAGUGGGCCUGCCGAAGGAGCCCCUCUUACCCCAAAGAGCAGUAACCCCACCAAAGGCCUGGAUGCUCCCAGCAAGAGAAGCGCGGACAAAGCAGUGUCUGUUGAGGCUGCGGAGAGAGACUGGGAAGAGAAGCGGGCAGCCCUAACCCAGUACAGUGCCAAGGACAUCAACCGGCUGCUGGAAGAGACACAGGCUGAGCUGCUCAAGGCCAUCCCGGACCUGGACUGUGCCAGCAAAGCCCACCCAGGACCCACCCCCACCCCAGACCACAAGCCCCCCAAGGCGCCCCAUGGUCAGAAGGCAGCCCCCCGGACAGAGCCCAGUGGGAGAAGAGGUUCAGAUGAGCUCACGGUGCCCAGAUACCGCACAGAGAAGCCCUCCAAGUCGCCCCCGCCACCCCCUCCCCGCCGGAGUUUCCCUUCCUCCCACGGCCUGACCACCACACGCACCGGAGAGGUAGUGGUCACCAGCAAGAAAGACUCAGCCUUCAUCAAGAAGGCUGAGUCCGAGGAGCUGGAGGUCCAGAAGCCCCAGGUGAAGCUCCGCCGGGCCGUGUCUGAGGUGGCCCGCCCUGCCUCCACGCCACCCAUCAUGGCCUCUGCCAUCAAGGAUGAGGACGAUGAGGAGCGCAUCAUCGCUGAGCUAGAGAGUGGUGGUGGCACCGUGCCACCCAUGAAGGUUGUGACUCCAGGAGCCUCUCGGCUGAAGGCAACCCAGGGCCCAGCAGGCAGCCCCGACAAAGGCAAGCACAGCAAGCAAAGGGCGGAGUACAUGAGGAUCCAGGCCCAGCAGCAGUAACCAUGGACUGAAGCCACCCCUACUCUGGUUUCUGGGCCUUUGACCCAACCCCAUGCCUCCCUCACCCUUCUUUCUGCCCCCCAGACACUUCCCCACCCUGUCCCCCAGUUCAGAGGACCACUCUCCAGAUGUCCCCUCUCGUUUCUCACUUUCGCAGUUCAUUUUCUCCUGGACUUGUGGGAUUUUUCCAUUUUUCAACACUUCAGCCAGGAGCCAGCAUGGAGGCUCUCCUUCGCUCUCUCUGAUCCCUGACCCCUGUUUUUGUUCCAGGCCACUAAACCAUCUAAAGAAAUGAGCGGGUCGAAUGAGACCUCGAGCCCAGUCUCAGAAAAGCCCUCUGGUUCCAGAACCUCCAUCCCUGUAUUGACUUCCUUUGGGGCAAGGAAUUCUUCCAUCUCCUUCUAGAAGCCCUCACACCACCACCUGGCCUGCCCCUCCCUCCCUCCCUCCCUCCUGCCAUUGUCCCCCACUUCCUUUCAUGCCCACUCCACCCUCCCAACUCUCACCCCUGAAGGGUUUUGGGGCCGUGGCCCUCAGCUCUCUCAUCCCCUCUCGGUGUGUUUGGUUUUUUAAGUGAUUCUCUUUUAAUGAUCUUUUUUCUUUUUUUCUUUUUAAAGAGCAAAAGAGAAAACUAAAAACCAAACACACCGAUUUUUCUUUACUUCCUGUUCCCUAACGGGGAGGGGGGCCCCCUCGGCCUACUUCCUGUCAUCUUCUCUCCCUCUGCUCUUUCACCCUCUUCCUCCCAAGUCCAUCCAACGUCCCCACCUCCCCUAACUUCCCAAGAACACUCGGAACCAACUCUGAGCCACGGAGACUUGUUGCAGUGGAGACCCCCCUCCUGUUCGUUACUGGGUUCCUUCCUGGAGGAACUAAUGGACAUGGACAGACCCAGCAUCAGACUGGACGACGGACCAGGGAGACAGACCCUGGCCUGGGAGAUGCCCCACUGCCUGUCCAGCCUUCGAAGAAACACGCCUCUACUGCUGGCCUGCGGCUUCCUCUUGAACCAGGGUGGGCCUGUAGGCAGGCCUGCUGGAUGGGAUUGCCAGAGAAGAGGCCAAGGCUGGGGGAGGGGACACUUGGUGCAAGGGGAAGAGCUGGCUCACUGUUGCUCAGUGUCUGGCUGGUGCUAGUUAAGGACAGAGGCGCCCCCCCCCCCCCAUUCUGGUGGGAGCCUCCUGUUCUGGUGGGAGCCCCCUGUUCUGGUGGGUGCCUCCCCCCGUUCUGGUUGGUUGCUCCUGCGUUCGGUCUGCCCCUGGGGCUCUGCCUUGGGAGAGGGCAACCCUGAGCAGGGCACUUGGUAACUUUUAGUUUCCUAAUUUAGCACUUUAAAUGCCAUUAACUUAUUUUAUGGGUGGGGGGUGGGCAAGGUGGAAGGGCCUAGACAUGUUUGGAGGGUGGGUAGGGUCUGGUUGUGAGGGAAACAGGGAGAAGGGGGGGUGGGUGCAGUAAAGUUGACCCUUAGCUGGGGGCAACAUGACCUUCAGCCAGCCUUUAUGAUUUGAGGGUUUUCAGGGAAGGGGUGAGAUGUGAUUUGCCUAUGGGGAUCUGGUGACCACUGUGAGGUGUUUGAGGGUCCCCAAGGCAGAGCCACCAGCUAGUAUUCCAGUCUAUGGAUACCUUGUAGGGCAGACUGGCUUUUGGGUGGGCCCUGGAGGCAAAGGGAGAGGCUGGUUGGUCCUGGCCUGGUCCCCAGCAGGCACAGAAGGGCCAGAGCAAGAAAGAAGGCUGGAGGGGGCUCCCUUCGGAGCACAAGGUAGAGUAAGCACAGAGGUGUGGUCUUGAGACUCAUCACCUGGUAAGCACAGGUAGGAACUGUUGAAGGGAUGGAGCCCCAAGACCCUGGAGCCUGGCAGGGGAGGCCAGUGGCAGCUGUUGCGUUUGGGGAGGGAGGGAAAACUGGGUUCUGUUUCUUUUCUUCUUUUUUAAUUUCUGCUUUUGUUUUGUUGGUUCACCUUGUUUUCUAGCUUUGAUCCUUUUUGUACCAAGGCAAGCAAGCCUUUUUGAAAAAUAACAAAAGAAGAAGAAAAAAAAUCCCUCCCAGAAAAAAAGACAAAAAUAAAAUAAAAAAAAAACACAAAAAAGAAAACAAACAAAAAAAAAACCCUAGAAAAUAGGGGGGAAAAAAAGGGACCUCACAAUGAUGCAAUUACUUUUAAUUGCAAGCAACUCUUUACAUUUAAGUGAAGUGUCUUAACAUUUUAUAUUGUUUUAAAAAUAUAUUUACAUAUUAUAUAUAUAUAAUAUACGUAAUAUAAAUCUAUAUAAAUAUUUAAAAAAGAAAAAAAAAGAAAACCACAGAGCGCUCUCCCUGGCUGCUGUCUGGCAGGGGAGGGAGCUGGGGACAGGCGUGUGGCCUGGCUUCUGUAGUCCGUGAAGCAGUUUGGUUUGAUUUGGCUGUACAGAGACCCCUGGCUUGGGAGGGGAGGGGAAGGGGCCCCUCCACUCCAUUUCUCUUUGCUUGCUGCUCUUUGCUUGCCCCCACACCCCCCCAGCCCUGUGACCUGAGUGUGCACCCCUCCGUCAUUGUCCUGAGUUGAGUGUCCUUUGUGGAGGGAGGGGGAGCUGGGACAAGUGACCAUCCAUACAGGGCUGCCCGGGCUCUCAGGCAGGGCCCGCGGGAUUUACAUAGUUCUUCGCUUUGGUUCCCGCGCAUGUGUGUGCUGGGAGGCAUUUGUAUGGGAUUGUGUGCGGCCUGUGUGUGUGCACAUUGGCACAAGCCUACAUAACUUCUGCCUGUGCACAUGCGUGGAUUGUGUGUACAUAGGCAAAAUCUUAUAUUGUAUGUGUGAAGCUGUGUACAUGUAUGUGAGCACAGCCUGCCUGGGCAUCAGCAUGACUGUGUGGCAGGAACCUUGGGAGGAAGGCGUAAUGUGUGACGGACAUGCCUGGCUAUUCACGUGAGGACUGUAUACGGAUGGACAGAGAUAACAUGAGCUGUGGGUGUGGCUGUGUUCCGGUGCAGGCAGGCGUGUGAGAGGGCCUCUGUGUGUGUCAGUGUGCGUGUGCACGUGUGUGCUCCAUCAUCCUGCACCACUCGCCAGGCUCCCCUCCCGAGGCCUCCCUCCCCGCACCUUCUCAAAGCCCACAGCACGUCAAUGCCCCCCUCAGCUGCAUGCGCCUCACCGCUCUGUCCUUCAGUGUGUGCUUGACAAGAGAAACUGCCACAUUGGGGGACCCUGUACCCGGUCCCCUCACCCCUGCCCGCUGUGCUGUAUUACUGCCACAUUGGGGGACCCUGUACCCGGUUCCCUCACCCCUUCCCACUGUGCUGUGUUACCCGCAUGGGGGGUUCUCUCUGGCCCCUUCCACAAUAUACUGUUUCCCCAGGGGCCUCAGGGCCAAGGCUUUAGUGGGAUCCCAAGUGGGGUCCCCAAGGCCUGCCUGGCUCCACACCCACCCCAUCCACCCCGUAGGGCCUGUGUCGGUGUAGCAGUGAUGGCUUCUGUGGACAUUCUGUGACCUGUCAGUGUAACUUGGCAAUUUCUAAAUGGAAAGGGUUGCUGUGUUUUCUGUCUCUUUUUUAAUGUCCUUCUUUCUCCCCUGCCUCCCUGCUUUCUUCCCUUCCCUUCUGGUUUUUCUAGCCGAGUGUUGGGGCUUUAAUAAAACUUGUUUCUUUUUUUC
This is a messenger RNA of Microtus oregoni (creeping vole), 7462 nucleotides long. It is a transcript of the gene Srcin1, whose product is annotated as SRC kinase signaling inhibitor 1. NCBI's taxonomy places the organism in Eukaryota, Metazoa, Chordata, Mammalia, Rodentia, Cricetidae. The record is from RefSeq and is a predicted model, not a curated record. The transcript is spliced from 21 exons. Gene Ontology annotation, biological process: regulation of dendritic spine morphogenesis. Bases 140 to 3835 code for a protein of 1231 amino acids. Gene Ontology annotation, cellular component: postsynaptic density; actin cytoskeleton; cytoplasm.